Molecule: messenger RNA, 1141 nt
Organism: Coregonus sp. 'balchen'
Lineage: Eukaryota; Metazoa; Chordata; Actinopteri; Salmoniformes; Salmonidae
Source: the annotation of a GenBank genome assembly
AUGAAUGUCCCACUGUGCCAACAGCAAGGUAGAGUCAGUGUGUGUAUUAUACAGUAUUCUACUAUGUGGUGUUCUUCAUAUUCUCUUGACCUGAGUGACUGCUAGUCUUUUGACAUAUGUACCUGAAGAAUAACUUUGGAAUUCAAUCUACUCUUUUGCUACAUUGUACUGCAGUUGAUAUUGCUCAUCUAAUGCAUAAGUAAAUCUGUCUAUAAGGGAUUUUCUAAGAUGUUUUAUUUUCCUCUGAACCGCAGGUUGACUUUGCCUUCAUUGUCUGGCACAGUUUCCCAGACAGAAUUGUGGGCUACCCAGCACGCAGCCAUUACUGGGAUGGCAGCAAAUCAAGAUGGGGCUACACCUCCAAAUGGACUAACGAGUACUCCAUGGUGCUCACAGGGGCUGCAUUCUAUCACAGGUACAGUCAGUGCCCCUGCCUGCUCUCUGUGAGGGGUGUAGGGGCCAUGAUAUUAGCUCAGGGAGGGGAUGCAGAUGGCAGGGAGGAAAACUGUCCAAGCGGUAACACAUCAUUGACUUUGAGCACAUACAUGCAGGCAGGCGACGUGACUAUAAAAAGCCCUAAGACAUAUUGUGGCCGGUUAACAUCCUCCCACUGUGUAGCAGCAACUCUGUGAGUUCUUUCUCCUGCACUUGUCACUUACUCUUAUCGCGGAUGGGUGUGAUCAGGUUUGUAUUGUUCUGUACCAGCAGCACAUGCUGUCACAGACAGACUGCAAUACUGGUUCACAUAUUAUGUUUUAUUCAGGAGUAGUCUACUUCCUUCAGUACAGUAAGUGCCAUUGAGAAAACUCAUCUGAAUUCCCCACACCACUGACAUUUGUUGUAUAUAAGCGUAAUAGAGAAGGAAAUAAAGUAUUAUGUUUUUUCCUUCCUUUUUUCGUGAAAGAUUUGAUUGUGAAAUGCAAUGCAUCAUCAAAAUGAAUACAAAGUAUUAAGCCAUGCAGCAAAUUGAAUUAGGAAGUAUUUUCCUCUCAUGAGAGAUUUGAAGUAAUGUCUUUCCGGGCAGUUGCAGAUAAACAGCUCUCCUAGUCAUUUUUCAUUGUUCUAUUGUAUGGUUUCAAAAUGCCUCUAUUAUUCAGGACUCAAGGCUCUCAACGGGCUGUCUACUGAGGCAUUGCGCUAA